Vigna radiata var. radiata (mung bean) is the source of this 1039-nucleotide messenger RNA. Its product is annotated as MAPK kinase substrate protein At1g80180. The coding region runs from base 116 to 457 and encodes 113 amino acids. The transcript has a single exon. The record is from RefSeq and is a predicted model, not a curated record. NCBI's taxonomy places the organism in Eukaryota, Viridiplantae, Streptophyta, Magnoliopsida, Fabales, Fabaceae.
GCUAAACCUAGAAAUAUCCACACAUUUAUACAGAGAGAGAAAAAACAGAGAGAAACAGAGAGAGAGAGAGAGAGAGAGAGAGAGAACAGAGAGAAAGAAACACAGAAGCUUAAUCAUGGCUGGUCUGCAAAGAUCUGCGGUGUCUUUCAGGAGACAAGGUUCAUCAGGGCUUGUUUGGGACGACAAAUUAGUGUCUGCUGAACUGAACAACGAUCAAAACCAAGACCCAAAGGCUGCCGCUACUGCUGCUGCCGACAACCUUAACGCAAGAACAACACCACCACCCACCACCACAAUCCAGAGAACCCGCUCCAACGGCUACCGCAUGGGAAAAGUCUCGCCGGCGAUCGACCCUCCCUCUCCAAAGCUCUCUGCUUGCGGCUUCUGCACCGCCUUCUCUAAAACAGGGGAAAAGGGUCGCCCCGCAAAGACCAGCGCUAAGCACCGAUCCAGGUAGGUCUUUUCCGGUGGUCGGAGACGGCUUCCGGGGAGUCUCCAACAAAUUCAUAUAGGUGAAUCGUAGCAGUGGUCUCUGUUUUCUCUUUGGAGUUUUUGCUUGUUUCAUUUUUCAAUUCUCUGUGGUUUGUGAUUGUAAUUAAUUAUGUGUAUAUUUGGUGGAUCGACCUGGAAUUUUGAUCUCUGUACAAAGUAAAUCUCCAAUGAUGUCUUUCACGUUAUUAUGCUUUUUCAAACUCAGCUUCAGUACAUUGAAAAAUCUCAGCACAGUAUAAUCUGGACCAUAAUCAUGAACAGUUUUCUCUCCUCCAUGCUUCCAAAGCAUCUUUGUCCUCUGUGUUGUUUUUUGCUUUGUUCAUUGGGAAUCUGUGAUCAGUUGCAGACAGAAAGAAGGACAGAUAUGGUUAAAUUUCAUGUGAUCGUUUUCUUGUUCCUUCUAUCGUUUGCAUAUGACAGUAGAUUGAUGAAUCAGUGAUUGUAACAGAGAGAAUGGCAUCAUCUAGAAAUGAGUGUUGGUGUGACAGGGAUUGAACAACCCUUUUUGGCUAUACCUAUGAAAAAGUAAUUAGAGUUCUUCUCUUGA